Molecule: messenger RNA, 1533 nt
Organism: Cyphomyrmex costatus
Lineage: Eukaryota; Metazoa; Arthropoda; Insecta; Hymenoptera; Formicidae
Product: late embryogenesis abundant protein, group 3-like
Exons: 3
Coding region: 215-1129 (304 amino acids)
Source: RefSeq, a predicted model, not a curated record
GAACAGAAUAUUAUAGCAGGGAGCUAUUUUGAACGUCUGCAAUCCCUUCCGUGGCUAUAGAUUGGCUAGAUCAGACAGGACUAUAAGAGCUCCGAUGAAGGAGUAACUGGUAUCAGUUCUCGACUCUUUCUUUAGGCAAGGACAGCUCCUAUUCUCUAAGCGCUUGACUAACACGACUGAAAUAUUAAUCACGAUAAAAAUUUAACGUUUCAACAUGAAGAUUCUAUUGGUAUUUUUGGCUUACCUGACUCUUGUGUACUGCGGCAAAACUAAAAAGCAGAUUCUUGAUCAUGAAAUAGUCGACGGUUAUGAAUUUGAGUACACAGGUGCAACCGGACCAGAGUUAGGCUUGAUUGAAUCAAAUUCUCAUUAUGUCGAAGCUGCGCCCGUCAUAGCAGUUGCUGCGAGUGGUCAUCGUUCGAGUCAUCUUGUGCGACCUGGUUACAGCGUGGGUGGUCCUUUGGCCAGUAUAGCUAAAGGAGCUGCUGAUCAGGCUAAGACACAAUUGAAUCAACAACCAUCGGCUGCUGGACAGGCAGCGUAUGUAGCGAAGAACACUUUGGCUCAAGCGGCGGCACAAUCCGCGGCAACAGCGGCCGCAGCUUUAGCCGGCAAACAAAUUAUUGUGAUGGGUCUGGAACAACAGUCAAGGGAUGCGUACGUUGCAGUGGACGGUGAAAAGCAACAAUUGCAACAAGCUCAACGGGCAGCCGCGGCAGCAAAAAAUUCAGCGCAACAGGCGAUGCAUCAAGUGCAGGUGAUCACCACGGCGUUGAACGCGGCUCAGGCGACUGCCGAACAUGCUCAACAAGCUGCAGCUGAGGCUGCAGCCGAAUUGGCGGCGCAAACGACGAUGGUGGGCCAGGCUAAGGCACGUGCUGAAACGAUUGCCGAACAACUCGCGGCAGCACGUUUGGAUUUCGAGACGACGCAGGCAGCAGCGCAAAAAGCCGCCAACGCUGCUCAAGCUGCACAAAGCAAUGCCGCGGCCGCGGCCGCGCAUGCAGCUCAUACUGCAGCUGCGACUGUAGCAGCAAAUCACCAAGCCUCUUUGCACGACGACGAGCCGCUCGGUUUGGUGAACUCCCUACCCUUAGAUGCCUACGAUUAUAAGGGUUAUCAUCUUUGAAAAAAAGAGAGAUAGAGAGAUAGAAAGAAGAAAAAGAAGAAAAGAGGGGGAGAGAGAGAGAGAGAGAGAGAGAGACUCGAUCAUGACUCACAAACCACGCUCAUGUUUCCUCUUUUCGCAAGUAUACUUGCUCGGCAACAUGGAGCGCAACACGGCGCUCUGGCCAUCUUUUUUUCUAUUCUAUGAGACUCGACAACCAUACGUCACUAUGUUUAUGUGCCAAAUUGCACAAUAAAAUAUUGUUGCCAUUCUGAUCACUCUCUUUGUAUGUAUUUUCAUUUUCUUACUUUCUCCAAAAAAAUAUCUAAUUCUAUUCUUCGGUCGCUUUGACUUUCUGAUGAUUAUAAUCAUAUAAUUUAUAUAAUUAAUAAUUAUCUAUCAAAUUCAAAGCUUUUUUAUAUAAU